Messenger RNA from Didymosphaeria variabile, 3987 nucleotides. It is a transcript of the gene RAD2, whose product is annotated as DNA repair protein rad2. Gene Ontology annotation, cellular component: nucleus. NCBI's taxonomy places the organism in Eukaryota, Fungi, Ascomycota, Dothideomycetes, Pleosporales, Didymosphaeriaceae. Gene Ontology annotation, molecular function: single-stranded DNA binding; DNA endonuclease activity. The transcript has a single exon. The record is from RefSeq and is a predicted model, not a curated record. Gene Ontology annotation, biological process: nucleotide-excision repair. Bases 1 to 3987 code for a protein of 1328 amino acids.
AUGGGUGUCACCGGUCUCUGGACCGUCCUGCAGCCCUGCGCCCGCCCCAUCAAGAUCGAAACGCUGAACAAAAAGCGCCUCGCCGUCGAUGCCUCCAUCUGGAUCUACCAGUUCCUCAAAGCCGUGCGCGACAAAGAGGGCAAUGCUCUCCGCAACUCACACAUCGUCGGCUUCUUCCGAAGAAUAUGCAAGCUCCUCUUCUUCGGCAUCAAGCCUGUCUUCGUGUUCGACGGCGGCGCACCGGCUCUCAAGAGGCAGACCAUCAGCAACCGCAAAUCGAGACGGGAAGGGAGGAGAGAGGAUGCGGUGCGCACGGCUGGAAAGCUGUUAGCGCUGCAGAUGCAGAGAGUUGCCGAGGAAGAGGAGAAGAAGCGGAAAGAGGCUGCACGGCAACCGAGAGAAGAGGCAGAAGAGGAGAUACCCGACAACCUUGUGUAUGCGGAGGAAGUCAUACAGACGCAACAGGAGCGCCUCGCGAACCGCAAGUUCAAGCGCAAAGAUCAGUACCAUCUUCCCGACCUCGGCACCUCGAUCGCAGAGAUGGGCGGUGCGAACGAUCCACGCAUAAUGAGUUUGGAAGAGCUGGAGCAUUAUGCGCGGCAGUUUGAUAGUGGCGAGGAUAUCAAUGUGUACGAUUUCUCGAAGAUUGACUUCGAUAGUGCGUUCUUUACGAGCUUGCCUGCGUCCGAUCGUUACAAUAUUCUGAACGCUGCGAGGUUACGGAGCAGGCUGAGGAUGGGAUACUCGAAAGACCAGCUGGAUAUCAUGUUUCCCGACCGCAUGGCCUUUUCGAAGUUUCAGAUUGAGAGAGUAAGGGAGAGAAACGAGCUUACGCAGAGGCUGAUGAACAUCAAUGGGAUGAGCGAUGAUUCUAUGUUUGGAGCUGGUGCUGCUAGCCGGAUUGCUGGCGACAAGGGGAGGGAAUACGUGCUUGUGAAGAAUGACGGAGUAGAGGGAGGUUGGGCGUUAGGUGUGGUCACGAACAGAGAUGAGGGUAAGGCGGAUAAGCCGAUCGAUGUGGAUAAUAUACCGGUUCAGAAUCUUGAUGAGGAUGAGGAGUGGGAAGAAGAGGAAGACUUCGAAGAUGUGCCGAUCGAAGGUUUGAAUCGGCUGCCAAAGCCACCGCCUGGAAUGACUGCGCGUGAUCGAGAAGGCCAAGAUUUUAUUUCCCAAGAGCUUAUGAAUAGGCGUCAGAAAUUUUAUGCUUCUCGCAAAGCCAGGCCGUCAAAGCUGAGAGCGCCUGGGCCAGCGAGGCCUGCGCCCGUCAACCAGGACCCCGACUCACUAUUUCUGGCGGAAGGUGGCGAGCAGCAGGAAUGGGAGGAUGUACCAGCAGCAGACGAGAACGAUGCAGCUGAGGAGCCUGUAGGAGACGACGAAGAGGAACGACAACUGCAGCAGGCCAUUGCUCUGUCCAUGGGGCAGAAUGGCGCGGUAGAAGAGGAAGCAGAGCAGGAAUCCGAAGAAGAGGAUAUCUACCGCGAAGUGUUCCAACAAGAACGGGCGAAAGAAACGAAUCCUUUCGCGGGCACUAAAGGCUCGGGCAUGGCUAUCGCACGAUUGGCAAAUCAAAGAAGCAGCAAAGUGGCACCUGCUCCUGGACCUUUCACUGGCAGCGAUAGCGAGGAUGACGAUAUGGAUCUCCAAGCAGCACUGACUGAAUCUAGGAAGUCAAAGCGGCCUGCCACUACGAUACAUCCUACACCGAAGUCGCCUCCUAGAAUCAGGAUGGCUUCACCGGCGGCCAAGCCAAAGUCUGCUAAGUUGACAAAUGCGCCAGGAUUUGACGGCCCGCUGCCAUUCGAGAAGCUCAGUCUUGGUAACUCUCUUUUGGGCAAGAAAAAAAUGGAGAAGCUUGAGGCAGAAAAUGCAGGUGGCUUCGAAAAGGAUUUGGGAGACAAGAAGAAGAACGAAGAUGCACCGCUCCCUCCAUGGUUUGGUGGUGGCGAGCGAAACAUCGAGGAAGAGUUAAAGGCGAAUAGAGAGGAUGCGAAGAAGGAAUGGGAACGGGCGCGCAAGGAAGAGGCUGAGCAGUUUCAAUUCCAAGAAAUUCCACGCCUACGCAAGCAUGAUACUCAAGAGGUGAUCGACCUGGAAGACGUCAAUACACAGGAGAAGCCAAAAGAGAUUAUGACCAUCCAAUCAGACGACGAUGACGACGCUGAGAUGGAGGAUGUCGUAGUCGUGGACUCAAAACUACGCAUGGGUGACUUAGCUGACAAGGCUCGAGCAGAGCCUCCUCGUUCCCUCAGAGGAGACCAGCCCCAACCGCCAAAACAAGAUAAGUCGCUAGUUGGAAAGGGUCCUUUUGCAGAAGACUCGGAUGGGCCGAUCGAUUGGUCGGAAAGUGAACCUGAGGAUGAGCGACAGCAGCGUGCGCAGCAGCCAGCCAACCCGUUGUCACUUGGAUCAUCUAAGGUACCUUCGAAAUCACCGUCUCCGGAGUUUGAAGAUGUGCCAAUAGGGACUGAUCCUGCUGGUUCGGCCCCGGCAAAGUCACCAUCUCCAGAAUUUGAGGAUGUUCCACUCGAUACGGAGAACGAUACCGGUCCAGCACCUGCUACAUCACCAUCUCCUGAAUUUGAAGACGUACCCUUAGAACUCGCACCAGCGCCUCCACGCGGCCGUUCGCCAUCUCCAUUCGCACUAGGAGGCGCCGACGAGCUCGAAGCACCCGUUGUACCUUACAGCGGCACAGCCGACGACAACGCCCCCAUCGAUAUCCCUGAUAACGCCUCUGAACAGUAUUCCGAUCCCGAAGACGCAGAGCUCUUCGCCUCCCUCGCCGCGGAGGGCGAAGAACACGCUCGAUUUGCGCAAGAGCUUACCAACAAUUCGCGCCCUCGAGUCAAUUUUGAUGAAGAGCUCAAGCAGCUACGUGCACAGCAGAAAAAGGACCGGCGAGACGCAGACGAGGUUACGCAGACCAUGGUCGCGGAAUGCCAGCACUUACUCACGCUCUUCGGGCUCCCAUACGUCACCGCGCCCAUGGAGGCGGAAGCACAAUGUGCAGAACUCGUGCACCUCGGUCUCGUUGACGGCAUCGUAACAGACGAUUCCGAUACAUUCCUCUUUGGUGGCACCCGCGUCUACAAGAACAUGUUCAACGCCGCCAAGUUCGUCGAAUGCUACCUCGCCUCAGACCUUGCUAGCGAAUUUGCACUCACCCGCGAGAAACUAAUCGACAUCGCGCAGCUUCUUGGAAGCGAUUACACCACCGGCAUCCCCGGCAUCGGCCCCGUUACCGCGCUCGAACUCCUCAGCGAAUUCAAGGAUCUACCCGGCUUCAGAGAGUGGUGGGAUGGCGUCCAGAGCGGCUCUAUUUCUAAAGAAGCAGACAAGAAUUCGCAAUUUCGCCGUCGAUUCCGACGUACCCAGGCUACGAAGCUGUUCCUCCCGCCGGGCUUCCCUGAUCCGCGUGUUAAGGAAGCGUAUCUCAAGCCGGAGGUCGACAGCGAUCCUAUGCCAUUCCAAUGGGGCGUGCCUGAUCUCGAUGCGCUGAGAUCGUUUUUGAGCAGCCAGAUUGGGUGGAGUGCGGAACGCACAGACGAAGUCCUGGUACCAGUGAUCAAAGACCUGGCGAGGAGGGAGAAGGAGGGAACGCAGAGCAAUCUGACGAGAUUCUUUGAGGGGGGUGUUGGGGCGGGGGCAUUCGCACCUCGAGUACGUGGCGAAGUGGGGCAGCCGAGGGGUAAAGGUGCAGCGGGCAAGAGAUUGGGUGCCGCGUUAACGAAAUUGGCUCAGAGGGAGAAGGGUAAUGCGGGAGAUGGGGAAGCUGCUGGUGAUGAAGUGGAGGUUGUUGGGCAGAACGGAGGUGCGCAUGUGGAAGGGGAUGGGAACGCGUCGACGGAUGGUGGGACGAAGAGGAGACGCAAGGGUAGGAAAGCUGCGACUGAGGCAGUGGAUGAGGUCGAGGACGAGGACAACGAUGAGGCAUACUUCGAGCCGAAGAAGAAGAGGGCAAGGAAGAUUAAGAAAAAAGACUAG